AUGAGAUGCAAAGGAUAUAGAACUGUUGUCUGUGUAGGAAUUCCCGAAGACAAACGCGAGCCCUGCUGGAUUUGUCAAAAAGCUCAACAAGGGCCGCCAGGGCCACCAGGGAAUAAAGGGCGUCCGGGACUCCCGGGCUUUCCUGGAGAGCACGGCUAUUCGCCAGUUGGUGUACCAGGACCUCCAGGAGAUCAAGGCCUGCCUGGUGUUCAAGGAGCUCCUGGGCCAAAGGGCAACCCGGGCAGUGUAGGAUACUCUCAAGAAAGCGUGCUAGUCGGAGAGCCGGGUCCACCUGGUCCACCUGGGCCACCUGGAUUCCCGGGAGCGCCAGGUCAGCCAGGACAACCGGGUCCGAAAGGGCCUCCAGGAUUCAUACCUGGAAAUCCGGGUUGGGAAGGAUCUCCCGGAACUCCGGGUGCUCCUGGAGAAGAAGGACCCCCUGGGCUACCAGGCGUUGGUCCUAUCUGUGAUCAUUGCCCCGAACCCGUGCUACAGUCUGGUUUCGGGGGUGAUUCAAGGCAGAAAGUUGAAGUUGUACCAUCCCAGAAGGCACAGGAGGAGGUGCUGAAGAAGGCAAUGAGUAACAUUCUGAAGAACUAA
This is a messenger RNA of Haemonchus placei, 600 nucleotides long. The record is from the annotation of a GenBank genome assembly. NCBI's taxonomy places the organism in Eukaryota, Metazoa, Nematoda, Chromadorea, Rhabditida, Trichostrongylidae.